UCAACAGGCGAAGAUUGUAUUGCAAAGCUCCGUGAUAUCAUAGAAAAUGAUCUCCAAUUGCAAUCAAACAUCGAGAACGCCCACAGGAUCGGGCCCUUCAAGGAUGAUGGCACUCCCAGACCAAUUUUGGCUAAGUUUUUGUAUCGUCCGGAACGGUUUAGAGUUAUUAAAAAGAAGCGGGAUCUACGUGAUGGUGUGCGCGUUUCGGAUGAUUUGAUAUGGGAAGACCGUCAAAAGAAGAAACAAUUGAGAUCUGUUAUGAAAGAAGCAUUUGAAGCUGGGAAAAGAGCUAGAUUUCAUCAUGGCAAGCUUUAUAUCGACGGCGAGCUACAUCAGGCUUGAGAUGUUUGAACAGUAUACACUUUUGUUUAUGUGUAAGUCCCAUCUUAAAUGUCUACAUAGCUUUAUAAUUAUCAUUUAUCUUAAAUUGUUUACUUUUAAAUUUCGUCAAGCUAAAACUUUGUGCAAAUGACCCAAGAGUCCUCUGACCCUGAUUUAAAUUUACAAUUGCUAAAUGAUCAUGGGAUUUACACAGUUGAAGAAAUUAACGAGUUGUCUCGUACUGUCAAACCUCAAUACUCUGUUAUUCACUUAAAUACAAGAAGUUUAAAACAACAUUUCGAACAAAUGUGCAAUCUUCUGGAUUCGAUUUCAUGUAAGUUUGAUUUUAUCGGUUGCUCCGAGACAUGGUUCACCUCUGAAACUGAUUAUACACGUUUUCAAAUCCCAGGUUACACUUUACUCAAUGAAAAUCGCACCUUUUCGACAGGCGGCGGUGUUGCUUUGUAUGUCAGAUCAGGCUAUUCUUUCUCAAUUAGAAAUGACCUCAAAAUAGACUCAAUUGAAAACCUAUGGAUAGAAACUAAUGAUAUGAUUGUGGGUGUCAUUUAUAAACCCCCAAAUUUUUCAAACCCAGAAUUUUUAGACAAACUUGAAAGAACUCUACACAAUGUUUUUCUCUCUAAGAAAAAAUGCAUUUUAAUGGGUGAUACUAAUAUAAAUACUCUUACAAAAACAAGUGUCUCUAAGGAAUAUAUUAAUUUAAUACAAUCAGAAGGAUUCAGUCAGCUGAUCUUUGAAGCAACACGUAUUACUGAAAAUUCACAAAGCUGCAUUGAUCAUAUCUUUACAAAUAUUUCGACUUCCUGCUCAAGUGGCAGCCUCGCAGUUGAGAUUGCGGAUCAUCUACCAGUCUUUACUAUUUUGUAUGACCCGAAAUUUAGUCCUUUUCCUGAUUAUUUCGAAUUCAGAGACUUUCGGAGUUUUGAAGAUGAAAAUUUCAAAUUAGAUCUACGAAGAGAGAGCUGGGAUUCUAUUUACAAAUGCAAUGAAGUAAAUGAAAGUUAUACCAGGUUCCUACAUAUUUUCAAUAAAGUAUCGUGACUGCUUUUAUAAUGACAUAUUAAUCAAAUCAGAUAACACGAAAAAGAUGUGGGAUAACAUCAAUUUAUUGAUAAAUAAGAAGCGGCCAAGUUCUCACAUAGAAAAACUACAAGUGGAUAAUAAACGAUAUGAACAACCUUUAACUAUCUCCAACUGCCUUAACGAUUUUUUUUGUAGUGUCCCUUCUACACUAGCAGCACAACUGCCUAAAUCUGAUAAGAGUGCAACCUCUUAUCUUUCUCAGAAACGAAAACAAUUUCGCUUCGCACAAGUCUCUGAAAUAGAGGUAUUCUUAUUACUAGAAAGUCUUGACACAAACAAGUCGUUCGGGAUUGACAAGAUUCAUCCACUAUUGUUAAAAACUGCAGCACUUCAAAUAUACCGUCCUUUAACUUUUAUUUUUAAUCUUUCCAUCAACAAAGGUAUUUCUCCUGAUAGUAUGAAACUUGCUAAAGUUGUUCCAAUUUUUAAACAAGGCUCUCGUUUUGUAUGUAGUAAUUAUCGACCUAUCUCAGUUCUCUCCUCUAUAAGUAAAAUAUUUGAGAGAUGUAUUUUUAAUCAGCUGAUGUUCUAUUUUACGUAUAACAAUAUGAUUUCCCAAAACAAUAUGGAUUUAGACCAGGUUUCUUUAUUCUUAGAUUUAAGUAAAGCAUUCGAUACAGUAAACCAUCAAAUAUUACUAAAUAAACUUAAGUACUACGGAUUACAACAAAGUGAAUACAACUGGUUUCAAUCCUACUUAAAUAAUAGGAAACAGCAGGUGCAUGCAAAUGGUGUUGCUUCCAAUACACGUUUUAUCUCCACUGGUGUGCCUCAAGGAUCGAUACUAGGACCUUUGCUGUUUAUUAUUUUCAUUAAUGACCUUCCAAAGUCUUCCACCUUUUUUUCUACCAGAUUAUAUGCAGACGAUACAUCUCUAACAGCUUCUGGAAGUGAUCUUGACAGUUUAUUGCGUGAAAUUAACAAUCAUUUACCAGCUGUCUACGAAUGGUUAUGCAGUAAUAAAUUGACCUUAAAUUUGACAAAAACUAAGUUUCUUAUCUUUAUGCCUCGUCAAAAGGAAAGCUACAAUCUUUAUCCACCACUAACCGUAGCAAAUGUUCAUCUAGAGAAGUCCUUUUGUGUAAAAUAUCUUGGUGUGUAUAUUGAUUGUCACCUUACUUGGCAUGACCAUAUUGAUUACAUAUGUGGCAAAAUUAGCAAAAAUAUAAAUAUAAUGGUUAAGUUGAAGCAUUAUGUAUCAAAAGCAACACUUAUUAGUGUGUAUUAUUCUCUUAUUUAUCCUUACCUUACUUAUGCUUGUACACUUUGGGGAAAUAAUUAUAACGCUCCAUUGUCUCAAAUCGUAAAGUUACAAAACAAAGCGGUUCGUGUUAUAAAUGAUGUUCCUUUAAUGGAAUCAAUAACUCCACACUACACAUCCUUAGGCCUUCUGAAAUUUCCUGAUAUUGUUAAACUGAACACA
Messenger RNA from Porites evermanni, 2848 nucleotides. Lineage: Eukaryota; Metazoa; Cnidaria; Anthozoa; Scleractinia; Poritidae. The record is from the annotation of a GenBank genome assembly.